This is a messenger RNA of Morone saxatilis (striped sea-bass), 5380 nucleotides long. It is a transcript of the gene syt1a, whose product is annotated as synaptotagmin Ia. The record is from RefSeq and is a predicted model, not a curated record. The coding region runs from base 239 to 1507 and encodes 422 amino acids. The transcript is spliced from 9 exons. Gene Ontology annotation, biological process: regulation of calcium ion-dependent exocytosis; regulation of dopamine secretion; synaptic vesicle endocytosis. Gene Ontology annotation, molecular function: calcium-dependent phospholipid binding; phosphatidylserine binding; clathrin binding. Gene Ontology annotation, cellular component: dense core granule; axon; synaptic vesicle membrane. Lineage: Eukaryota; Metazoa; Chordata; Actinopteri; Moronidae.
UGUUGACUGGGUGUUCGAGUGUGUGAUCGUGAGUGCUUCUUGAGCCGUCGUGUGAAAAAAAAGGGGGGGACAUUUCUUUUUGAGCCUUUGUUCUUUCUUUUUUUUUCUUCUUUAAGUGCCACAUCAAGCUCCCUCAGCGAAAAGCAGAACUUGUCUAAACCCCCUCCUGGGAUUGUUAAGAGGACCCAGGGAAGACAGCGUGCUGCCAGCAUCUGCCUGGCUUCCCAGCAUCUCCACGAUGACUGAGAGUCGAAGGGAAGCACUGGCAGCGGCGGCGCCCGUGCCCACCACCGCCUCCUCUGCCACGGCUGGCUCCAACACCACCAACAUUGCCGGCCCGGGCACCGGUGAGAAGGACGAGGCCUUUUCCAAGCUGAAGGACAAAUUCAUGAACGAGCUGAACAAAAUACCAUUGCCAUCAUGGGCCAUUGUCUCAAUUGCCUUUGUGGCAAUCAUCCUGGUGUUAGCAUGCUGCUUCUGCAUCUGCAAAAAAUGGAUAUUCAAGAAGAAAAACAAAAAGAAGGGCAAAGACAAGGGCAAAAAUGCCAUCAACAUGAUGGACGUCAAGGAUGGAGCCAAAACCGAGGCCUUGAAGGAUGAGGAGGAUGCGGAGACAGGGCUGACUGAAACGGAGCAAGAGGCCGAGCCCAAGGAGGACCAGAAACUGGGCAAAUUACAAUACUCCCUGGAUUACAAUUUCACAGAGAAUACGCUUAUUGUGGGGAUCAUCCAAGCGGCAGAGCUGCCUGCUAUGGACAUGGGUGGCACAUCUGACCCAUAUGUGAAGGUCUACCUUUUGCCUGACAAGAAGAAGAAGUUUGAGACCAAGGUCCACAGGAAGACCCUGAAUCCUGUCUUCAAUGAGCAGUUCACCUUCAAGGUCCCCUAUGUGGAGCUUGGUGGAAAGACGCUGAUAAUGACAGUGUACGAUUUUGACCGCUUCUCCAAACACGAUGCCAUCGGUGACAUCAAGGUGCCCAUGAACAAGGUGGACUUCAGCCACGUAACAGAGGAGUGGCGGGAUCUGCAGAGCGCUGAGAAGGAGGAGCAAGAGAAGCUGGGCGAUAUCUGCUUCUCUCUGCGAUAUGUUCCCACUGCCGGCAAGCUGACCGUGGUCGUCCUCGAGGCCAAAAACCUGAAGAAAAUGGAUGUGGGAGGCUUGUCAGAUCCAUAUGUGAAGAUCCACCUGAUGCAAAACGGAAAGAGGCUGAAGAAGAAGAAGACGACAAUCAAGAAGAACACCCUCAACCCUUAUUACAACGAGUCCUUUAGCUUUGAAGUCCCAUUUGAGCAAAUCCAGAAAGUGCAAGUUGUUAUAACUGUUCUGGACUAUGACAAGAUCGGCAAGAACGAUGCCAUCGGCAAGGUCUUUGUGGGCCUCAACAGCUCGGGGACGGAGCUGCGCCACUGGUCUGACAUGCUGGCCAACCCCAGGAGACCCAUCGCCCAGUGGCACGUGCUGAAGCCGGAGGAAGAGGUGGACGCUCAGCUCUCCACCAAGAAAUAGGCAGGGCCCUUUCAGCACCUGCCUUGUAGUACUCUUUAGCCAGUAUGUGUAAAUACCUCAGUGAUAUAUGGGUCCAUCCAUGUAACCCCCUCUCUUUACCCCGCCUCUUCCAGCUGUAACGCUCCUAAUAUCACAAACAAUCCUAAUUGUUCAAACAUCCCACCUUCUGCUUUUUUUCUAUCAGGUUUCCUACUUUUCUCGCUUUCUCUUUAUUUUGUUCCUUUCUGAUUCAGCUAUUUUUGUUUGUCCAUCUCUGUGCCCUUAAUCGCCCCAACCAAAUGCCCCCUUCUUUUAAGCAAUAUGAUCUGUAUAGAUAGCGCAUGACUGAAAGAAUUUAUUGUACCACAGUUGUAUAUAUAAGUAUGCAGACAAAAAUGAUUUCUAGUUUAUGUGUUUGUAUGUUGUUACCCGUUUCCUAAUCUGUGUAUAUCUUGAUGUUUUUAAUAAGAUGUUCUAUUUUAAAUUAUGUAAAUGCAGAUAUAGAGGAAAGCCAAUAUUAUAUAUCCCAGGAUUUAAAAUUCUACCUUAUUACCUUAUUGCAUUCCAGAAAAAAAUGAAUUCCAACCUGCAAGACACUAGUGGAAAUAUAUUCACAUUGUAAAGGACAAUGUCUGGCUAUAAGUUCAGCAAUGGAUCAUCACAGAAAAGAUGAACAGACGAAUAUAUACACACAAAACCCCAAAAUACAAGGCCAUUAACUACUAUGGUUCUGAGGGAAAAAAUGAUGCUGCUGGAAUUAUACAAGCACAUGAUUUCUUACGACUUUUUGUACUUAUUUCUCAAUCAGAGGACCUAUAUGUUAAGCUUGAUGCACACUGUUACCAGAAACAAUAGUUAAUGCAAACCAGUUAGCAUUUCAUUUCACCAUAUUUGGCAGUUUCUUCUAAGUGAAAUAGGUCCUCGUUUUAAAGGCCAUCAUUCACUUAUACUGGCUUAUUUUCUUUUACAAAAAUAGAAAAUAUUGCUCCAAAAAAAAGACUAAUUUCUCAACCCUUCAGAAACAGACCCCAUGUACAAAAAAGCACCAAGCUGUAGCCAUUGUGUCCUUAAGCUCAUUUAACAAUAUUUCAUUAACUGUUUACUUUGAACAGCCUUGUCGUUGUUGGAAGUAUAUCGCAUUUAGGCCGGGGUCCGAUCUUUGAGAGGGAGUAAAAAAAAAAGUCGUGACUCUGGUUUUAAGAAGACUAUUUUUUAGAGCAAUUCAACGUCUUGACUAUUUUUAGUAAACUGCAUGAUUUUUUUUACAAUCUUUACUAAAGGCUGGGACGGGGGAGAUCUACUGACACCAGGGGCUGUCUCUUCUGAUACGAUCCCCUUGCCUUCAAUCAGAGGAGAGGAAAGAAAAAUUAAGAGUGAUGUUUAAACUUUGGGUCAAUGUAUAUGAUUACGUUGACGGAGAUGAAGCGAGUUUCUAAACACUGCCAUUUUCAGGGAGGUGACUUGUGUAGAGACCCUCUCUUCAUGCACACUCCCACUUGCUAGUGGUUGUAGCUUUGGUUUCUUGGGAACAAUGUCUUUGGCUGCAAUGGUGCCCUGAAUCGCAGUCUUUGCUUUGCGUUGCCUUUUCACAGUGACAAUAGAGCUAGCCAUGUUUUUUAACUUUUAUGUGGCUGCUGUUUUGCACUGGAUGUCUUUGAACUAGCUUGUUGACUUCUUUAAAAAGAUAUUUCUGGACAAUUGUUGGCUGGUUUUAUUUCAGGACACCUGCAGGGGGAGCCAGAAAUCUGCCUGCUCAAUCGGCUUAAUUAAAAAAAAAGAAAGCAAUGAUGACAAAUCACGUUUUAGCCAACUGCAGUUACAUCAGUUUUGUUUUCAUGUUGGCACAGGACUACACCAAGAGAACGCGAAAUAACCGUAAAGUUAAUGGUCUGCGUAGGCUAUUAGUCCAUCAUGUCCUUUACUACGGGUCCAAUUAGAAAAGGAAUAAGUUUUAAUCCAUGAAAACCAUGAAGUCUCUUAUCUUGGAGGAACCUCUUGCAUAUACUCGAUGCUAGCUUCAGGAGGACUUUCUAAAUGUUUUCAAUGUUAUUGUGUAGUUGAUAGCACUAUUAUGAAAAAGCUACUUGUCAUUCCAUAUGAGUCUCUGAGGACUGCUUUGUGUAUCACUGUGACUGCCGUGUGUGCUUAGAGAUGUAGACUUAUCAGUAGGUAGCAAAACCAGUUUGUUCUGUAGUGAUGUCGUAGCAUUUAAUGCCAUUUUCCCUUCUACACGCAGAGAAAGAGAGAGCGCGUGGCGUCGCCCGACUGCACGCAGCCAAAAAAAGGUGGAAAGGUGUUUUUAUUCGAGUGCGAGCGGGUCGUUGCUUCACACAGCAUUUUGUUGAGCACUGUGCAAUACUUGUAUGUUCAUCCCAUAGUGUUAACGUGGGUGGCGUUGCCCGAGAAAAAAAGAUUCUAACUCUAGAGGAUGAUACCAGUCCAGAGAGAUGUUUCUCCUUUCCAGUGAUUAGGACACAGCACACGUAGAUUCAGCUUAUAGGUUGGAGCUUGACACCUCUAUUUAGGGUUCCCUCCCUUUUCGAAGGUUUGUUUUCUCUUCUUGCACACAGUUCCAGCAUCAGAAGUUUCAGGGAGUAUUAGUUAAAUACCAAACCAGAUUCUACAUUUAAAUAUCCCCUUAAAAUGCCAUGUAUAUAUUUACAUAAUCGUGUCAAAAAUGUAAAUCUAGAAUGAACAUAAAGUGACAUGAAAAUGAUUAUUCAGCCGCAAAUAUCAUUUUAUUUAUCUAUCAUCCAUAUACUGUAUCACAUUAUCAUUGUGUCAUUUUCAUUAUGGAUUUUUUUAUUUGUUAACUGCUCUGUUCAUUCAAAAACCCCCUUUUAUAUUUGAGAUGAAAACUCUGAAUGUACAGUAUGGACUGUGUUGGUGUAGAUUACUUUAACCGUGAGAUUAGAUGUACUUUGCACUUUUUGUUGUAAAAAAAAAGAAUUUUGUUUAUAUUUUUUCAACUAUUAUGAAUUUAUUUUAAAACCCUCUGGGGUGAAAUCUGCCCCGUCUGAUAGCAUUCCAAAAUCACUGAAUAUACUUAAAUACAGCAACAUUCCCAAUUCCCUCUUCCACCGAGGGAUUCUUUUAUUUGACAUGUUUCACAUAUGUAGAUUCAUGAAUUUCAGUACAGCUUCAGAUUUAAAUAAAAAAAUGGAUUAAAGAACAAGGUAAAGGCUCUGUAAAAGUGGCCUGAGCAAUUCAAUAUUUAUACAAAAAGGUUGUACUAACGGAAUAAUCCGAUCAAAGCUAAAAGAAAAUCAAACAGAAUUAUGGAAUUAAGGAAUAACACAAACAUGUAGAAACGUAUCAGGGAAUUCAGUAAUGGGAAGCAUUGCAGAACCCAUUGGAUUGCGAGAUGUGUGUAAACACCACAAAGCAAAAGCCAUUACCUGCACCGCAACGCAAUGCUCCUCUUAUUGCGAUUUCCUACCAAAUAUGCAUGCAUAACCAAACCCUAAAUUCUCCUCUUGUAAAAAAAAAAAAUACACCUUAUCAAGCUCUCUGUGUGACCAGGAACUCAAGAUUCUCUCCAGUGACACUGACAAAAAGCCACACUGACCUUUCAAAAACAAAGCUGUGUAAAGUAUUAGAAUCUGAUGCUGUAGAAAGAUCCUAGUUGCCUUUGUGUAUAUCAACUGCCUGCUUGAGUAUUUUGUGUGUGGAAAUUUUCUCUGUAAUCUUGUAGAACUGUUUGGGGUGUUUUUUCCUGCCAUAUUGCUCGCGGUGACGGCGAGCCGCUGACAGUUAUAUUUGCUGUGUAUACCUUCAUUUUUGACGAGGUGUUUUACAGUUUUGUUUCACUUUGUGUAGUGAUUCACUCUGUGGAGUUUUCUGACUGUUGUUAUAUAACUUCAUAUACACAAAUGAUCAAUAAAAAUGUUUUAU